AUGGUUACGAAGAAAGGAUACACUGGCCGUUCUGGCAGAUUGGCGGUUCCGGACUUUCUUACUGAUGCUGGAAGCAAUCCACCAGAAUACAAAGAACGCGACUCCAAGCGUUAUACGACUAGCUCGCUACGACCACCUAGCGGGUACGAACGAUCCGGAAGCUCUAGAGCAUCCCGAGCCUACGGAUCAUCUAGAGUGUCAGACACUCCUAGGAGUUAUACUGCACCCCGAGAUCCUGGCUCAUCAUCCACCAGCACUGCGUUGAUACUAUAUACAGGCGGCCGGAGAAACUAUGAUGACCUUGCUCCAGCUGGCAGUUCCCGCAGCCGAAGAGAUUAUGAUAGGACCCCACCCAGCACUACCGGCCGCCGAAGUCUCUUUUUCGGCGAUGAGGGGGAUGGUCGUGUAUCCCGCCGCUCACGCAGAAGUCGACGCUCACGUCGUCGUGAUUCUGAUUAUUACGACUCAAACUUAUGUCGAUAUGGCUGCUGCCCGGGAGAAUGCUGCGACCCGCCACCUGUAUUCCCAUCGCUACUGCCAGACUAUGGCCCAGUAUCUGAUGCGACCCUUUUCCAACUACACAUGAAUUCAGGUAUACCUAUGGGCAGACUUGAGUGUCUAUGCGACCGUGAAAUUAUAACCGAAGGCCCAUGCGGUUCAUUGGGCAUCUUCUACCCCAUGCUACCCAUCGAUAUUCGUGAUGCUAUUUCGGGUGGACAGUUUUCGAUCCGUCCACAGUUGGCUACAGUAACCACUACUGUGGAUAUAUACACCACAUAUGAGUUUUAUUGA
Molecule: messenger RNA, 792 nt
Organism: Nannizzia gypsea CBS 118893
Lineage: Eukaryota; Fungi; Ascomycota; Eurotiomycetes; Onygenales; Arthrodermataceae
Exons: 1
Coding region: 1-792 (263 amino acids)
Source: RefSeq, a predicted model, not a curated record